AUGGGUGCAAAAGUGCCUGAAUUGAGGAUUGUGCUGCUGGGCAAAACUGGGUUAGGAAAGAGUGCAUCAGCAAACACCAUCCUGGGGAGGAAAGUGUUUAAAUCAGAGUUCUCAUUUGAAUCUGUGACUCAAGUGUGUGCUACAAAGGGGAAACAAAUUGAUGCUACACGGAUUAGUGUCACGGAUACCCCAGGGUUAUUUGAUACCGAAAAGACUAAUGACGAGCUGAAAGGAGAGAUAGAAAAGUGUCUGAAGUUGUCCAAACCUGGGCCUCAUGCCCUCCUGCUGGUGCUCAAGUUAGGUGUGACAUUCACAGAGGAGGAGCAGGCAGCAGUGUCGUGGAUCAGGGAGAACUUUGGUGAAGAAGCUUUAAGAAAGUUUACUAUAGUGCUCCUCACCCAUGGAGAUGUGCUGGAGGGGAAACCAGUGGAGAGCUAUAUAGAGAAAAGUCCUGCUCUCAAAUCUACUGUGAAACAAUGUGGAGGUAGAUAUCAUGUUUUUAACAAUGACGAGAUAGACCGCACUCAGGUCCUGGAGCUCCUGAAGAAGAUAGAGGUCAUGGUGAAGAGCAAUAGAGGGGGGUACUACACUAGAGAGAUGUAUCAGGAGGCUCAGAGAAAGAUAGGACCUGGUCUACAGGAGACGAGAGGGACAAAGAGUGGACCCUCUACCUCCUCAUGUAAAGAAUAUGAGAGUAGGAUUGCAGAAGAAAAGAGCAAGAGACAGAAACAUGAGAAAGAACUACAGGAGGAGACAAAGAAGAUACAAGCAGAGCAGCACAAGAUAAAAGAAGCAGCAGAGACAAAGGCAGCAGAUGAGAGGAAAAGGAAACAAGCACAGGAGGAGAAAAAGAAGGCAUUAGAACUUCAAGAAAAAGAAAAGCAGGAGAAGAGGAAGAGAGGGGAAGCAGAGAAAAAGGCAGAUGAAAAGAGAAAGAAAAAAGAAGAUGCACAGAAAGAGGCAGAUGAGGAAAAGCAGAGGAGAUUAGAGGUAGAGAAGGUAGGGGUCGCCACUGGCACCCACCCAUUCUAG
Molecule: messenger RNA, 1032 nt
Organism: Sardina pilchardus (European sardine)
Lineage: Eukaryota; Metazoa; Chordata; Actinopteri; Clupeiformes; Clupeidae
Product: GTPase IMAP family member 9-like
Exons: 3
Coding region: 1-1032 (343 amino acids)
Molecular function (GO): GTP binding
Source: RefSeq, a predicted model, not a curated record